Molecule: messenger RNA, 1736 nt
Organism: Cinclus cinclus
Lineage: Eukaryota; Metazoa; Chordata; Aves; Passeriformes; Cinclidae
Product: porphobilinogen deaminase-like
Exons: 13
Coding region: 27-1163 (378 amino acids)
Biological process (GO): heme biosynthetic process
Cellular component (GO): cytoplasm
Molecular function (GO): hydroxymethylbilane synthase activity
Source: RefSeq, a predicted model, not a curated record
GGCGCGGGCUGGGCGGGCCGGCGGUCAUGGCGGAGCCGGCGGCGGCUGCUGCGGGCCUGGGCCGAGCCGAGCCCGGCGGCGCGGGCGCCGACCCGUUGCUGCCGCAGGGAGAGAACGGGGUGGAUGGCAGAGCGAUUCGCGUGGGCACCCGCCGGAGCCAGCUGGCCCGGAUUCAGACUGACAGUGUAGUUAUGAUGCUCCGUGAGCUAUACCCUGACCUCUGCUUUGAGAUUGCAGUGGCCAUGUCAACAACUGGGGACAAGAUCUUGGAUACAGCACUUUCCAAGAUUGGAGAGAAGAGCCUCUUCACCAAAGAGUUGGAAACUGCACUUGAAAGAAAUGAAGUUGACCUUGUGGUUCACUCCCUGAAGGACCUGCCAACUUGUCUUCCUCCCGGCUUUACAAUUGGUGCUGUCUGCAAAAGGGAAAACCCACUUGAUGCUGUUGUCUUUCAUCCUAAAAACUGCGGGAAAACACUGAGCCUCCUUCCUGAGAAGAGUGUGAUUGGAACCAGUUCACUUCGGAGAGCAGCUCAGCUCAAGAAGAAGUUCCCUCAUUUGGAAUUCAGGGAUAUUAGAGGAAACUUAAAUACCCGUUUAAAGAAGCUAGAUGAGAAGGAAGACUUCAGUGCCAUCAUCCUGGCUGCUGCUGGGCUGAAGAGAAUGGGCUGGGAAAAUCGCAUUGGGCAGCUCCUAGGCCCUGAAGAUUGUCUAUAUGCUGUUGGACAGGGUGCCUUAGCAGUGGAAGUUCGUGCCAAAGACCAAGAGAUACUGAAUAUGGUAUCUGCCCUGCAUGAUGCAGACACUGUGUUGUGCUGCAUUGCUGAGAGAGCCUUUAUGAAGCGUUUGGAGGGUGGAUGUAGCAUCCCUGUUGCUGUCAACACCCUGCUGAAGGAUGGCCAGUUGUAUUUGACAGGAGCGGUCUACAGCUUGGAUGGAUCUGAUAGCCUGAAGGAGACCAUGCAGACCAGUGUUAGUUAUCCCCACCAGAAUGAAGAUGGACCGAAUGAUGAUGUGCAACAUGUUGGCAUCACGGCCAAGAAUGUACCUGGUCAGGCCCAGGAAGCUGCAGAGAACCUGGGUGUUGAACUAGCUAGUUUACUUCUGAGCAAGGGAGCAAAGCAUAUCCUUAGUGUGGCAAGGCAGCUCAAUGAUACCCGCUGAACCUGGGGUGUAGCCAGCAGGAGUGGUACAACUGUAACUACAAGUCUUUGCAGCUACACCAUGAUCCUUUGGAGGGAUUUAUUUCAACAUUCACACCAGUCUAAACUGAUGCUUGGAUGUAAAAAGCCUCAAAUAUGAAGUUAACUAACUUGAGUAGUUUCUGCUCUUCAGAGAUUUCAUCCCUCUCUGCAUUUCUCUAAAUUGUUGAUUGUCUCUCGGAAUUUUUGUAGCUAGGUGUGGAGACUGGCAGGCCUGCUGUGGCUUUAGCCACACCUCUACCCUGGAGAGAUGUUCCUUGAAUCAGUUGUGACUUGUUUAUCUCAGUCCUUCUGGAGAGAUGCCCCUUGGGUGGGCACAUCCUGCCUUAUCAUGGUGAGCUAUCCCAAAGGCUUCAGUGAUCCCACUAUGCCUUAGUACCCACGGUAAUCCUUUGUAGCCCAUUGGUCUUUCACCCUUUGGUACCACCCUUGCUUUCCCCCAUAAAAACCCCAGCUUUUCCCCAAGUUCUUGAGGGAGCUGUCGUUCCUGGGCCCCUUCACAGAGCUGCUGGAUAAUAAAGGAACCUUUGUGGAA